UUCUUGUUUUACACACUUCUGGUCCCUGCCAGCUCCAGUGCCUGGCCCCAUAGCCCUGCCCCAAGAGGAGAUGGCCACGGAGAAGCCAGUGACUCCCACUGAGGAGCAGCUGGAGAUCCUGGAGUACAACUUCUGCAAGGUGAACAAGCAUCCUGACCCCACCACGCUGUGCCUCAUCGCGGCCGAGACCGGGCUCUCCGAGGAGCAGACCCUGAAAUGGUUCAAGCAGCGCCUGGCGGAGUGGAGGAAGUCUGAAGGGCUGCCCUCAGAAAGCGGGUCUGUCAGGGACUAGAGGAUGCUGCUCCGAUCCCCAUGCCUGCUGUAAAUGAUGGUGAAGCUCUUCAGAGUGGGUUUUCUUGGGGUUCUUCUGUUGCAAUAGGUUUUGAGAUAUAAAGUAAUACCCUGCUAUUUAACAUAAGUUUUAUUUAAAGUGUACAUAG
Molecule: messenger RNA, 440 nt
Organism: Gymnogyps californianus (California condor)
Lineage: Eukaryota; Metazoa; Chordata; Aves; Accipitriformes; Cathartidae
Gene: HOPX
Product: HOP homeobox
Exons: 3
Coding region: 71-292 (73 amino acids)
Biological process (GO): regulation of transcription by RNA polymerase II; cell differentiation
Cellular component (GO): nucleus
Molecular function (GO): DNA binding
Source: RefSeq, a predicted model, not a curated record